Molecule: messenger RNA, 2093 nt
Organism: Cynara cardunculus var. scolymus (artichoke)
Lineage: Eukaryota; Viridiplantae; Streptophyta; Magnoliopsida; Asterales; Asteraceae
Product: phosphoglucomutase, cytoplasmic
Exons: 19
Coding region: 127-1875 (582 amino acids)
Biological process (GO): carbohydrate metabolic process
Cellular component (GO): cytosol
Molecular function (GO): phosphoglucomutase activity; magnesium ion binding
Source: RefSeq, a predicted model, not a curated record
CCGAAUAUUAGAAUAUCCCCCGCCACGUUAUAUCUCUCUCUCAACUCACUCACUCACUAUCUCUUUCUCUCUCGACAACCAUCACUCAUCUCUCUUCAUCUUCGCCAAUCGGAACAAACGCAAGUAAUGGCGACUUUCAAGGUUAAUCGUGUUGAAUCAUCCCCUAUCGAAGGCCAAAAGCCUGGCACUUCUGGACUCAGGAAGAAGGUAAAAGUAUUCACACAACCACAUUACUUGCACAAUUUUGUUCAAUCAACAUUCAACGCCCUUUCUGCAGAGAAAGUUAAAGGUUCUACACUUGUUGUUUCGGGUGAUGGACGGUACUUCUCAAAGGAUGCAAUCCAGAUAAUAAUUAAAAUGGCAGCUGCAAAUGGAGUAAGACGCGUAUGGGUUGGUCUAAAUGGGCUUAUGGCAACACCUGCUGUAUCAGCAAUUGUACGAGAAAGAGUUGGCGCUGAUGGAUCCAAGGCGAAUGGGGCAUUUAUAUUGACAGCCAGUCACAACCCAGGUGGUCCCAAUGAGGACUUCGGAAUUAAAUACAAUAUGGGAAAUGGGGGGCCGGCACCUGAAGGAAUUACUGAUAAAAUCUUUGAGAACACUAAAACAAUAAAGGAGUAUUUUAUUGCAGAAGGCCUACCUGAUGUGGAUAUCUCGGCAAUUGGCAUUUCAAACUUUUCGGGUCCUGACGGUCAAUUUGACAUUGAUGUGUUUGACUCCGCAAGUGACUAUGUGAAAUUGUUGAAGUCAAUUUUUGACUUCCAGUUCAUCCAAAAGUUGGUUACAUCUCCGCAAUUUAGUUUUUGUUAUGAUGCCCUUAGCGGAGUUGCUGGAGCUUAUGCUAAACGUAUAUUUGUUGAAGAGCUUGGUGCAAAAGAGAGCUCAUUGUUGAACUGUGUUCCCAAGGAAGAUUUCGGUGGUGGACAUCCUGAUCCCAAUCUAACCUACGCGAAAGAGUUGGUAGCACGAAUGGGAUUGGGUAAGAACCCUGACAGCAACCCGCCAGAAUUUGGUGCUGCUGCAGAUGGUGAUGCUGAUAGGAACAUGAUUCUUGGUAAAAGGUUUUUUGUUACCCCUUCGGAUUCUGUUGCUAUCAUUGCUGCCAAUGCAGUCCAAGCCAUACCCUACUUUUCUUCUGGUUUAAAGGGUGUUGCCAGGAGCAUGCCAACAUCUGCUGCUCUUGAUGUUGUGGCUAAACAUCUGAACUUGAAGUUUUUUGAGGUACCAACAGGCUGGAAAUUCUUUGGUAACUUGAUGGAUGCUGGACUAUGUUCAGUUUGUGGUGAAGAGAGUUUUGGAACUGGGUCGGACCAUAUUCGAGAGAAGGAUGGAAUCUGGGCUGUGUUGGCUUGGUUGUCCAUUCUUGCUUUUAAAAACAAGGACAGCCUCAAUGGUGGGAAGCUUGUGACUGUUGAAGACAUUGUAAAGCAGCACUGGGCUACCUUCGGACGCCACUAUUAUACUCGCUAUGAUUACGAGAAUGUCGACGCAGGUGCUGCGAAGGAACUCAUGGCUCACUUGGUGAAGUUGCAGUCAUCUCUUGGUGAAGUUAACAAAACAAUAAAGGGAAUUCGAUCAGAUGUGGCAAAUGUUGCCAAUGCUGAUGAAUUUGAAUACAAAGAUCCUGUUGAUGGUUCAGUUUCUAAGAAUCAGGGAAUUCGCUAUUUAUUUGAAGACGGGUCACGUUUGGUCUUCCGUUUAUCUGGGACAGGGUCGGAAGGAGCCACAAUACGUCUUUACAUCGAGCAAUACGAGAAAGAUUCAUCCAAGACUGGAAGAGAUUCUCAGGAAGCACUUGGUCCUCUGGUGGAGGUUGCUCUAAAGCUGUCGAAGAUGCAAGAAUUCACUGGCCGUUCUGCCCCCACCGUCAUCACUUAAAUAUAUACAUGCUGCCUCUGUUGUUCACAACCUAUGUAUUUUUGGUGUUUCUAUAACACAAUAAGGUUAGGUUUUUUGGGGUUGUUUGUUAGUUUCACAGGCAUCUACUGUCUUGUUGAAUGCUGGAUGAGUUGCAAAGUUAUGUUGUCAUCAAUAAUUCAGUUGUAAUUUGAGAACCUUUUACCAACAAUAUACCAAAUUUACGGCCUUUAGUUUGA